UAGAUGUUCCAAAACUCAGCGAAUUCAUGACCAAAUCUGAACGGUCCCUAGAGAAUGAACGAUUAUUUUCUGGCAAGUUACUGCGUAUUGGCAUUGCAGGUAAUGCACACGUUCUUCUGUCAAUCUCGUGAUUUCUUGUGUCUCCUACGUGACACAGCCGAGUCUCGAUCCAGAGAGAUCGCACAAACCGUCUGCAAUUCGCCGCGGUAUCAACCUCGAGAAGACAAUUAGCAAGAUACUCAGAAUGCAUCGUGGGAACUUGUCCUACCUCGUGACAGAAUGUAAAUUCCUCUCGAUGAAUAUGUUCACUUUCAAAGAAAUACGACAGACACCAGAUUUCUUACUUCUCCGUUUUGGAAGUAACGCGAGGCACACGAAGACCAUUAAAUCCCGAGUGCUAUGUGUUCCUUCCGCCAUCCUCGAAGCGUUGCUAGUGAAGCAAAGGCAAUAUUUCCGUAAGUCGAUAAGGAAGAGCGAAAUUUUCUCUAAUAUACGACUCAAACUUCCACAAACAUAUCUACGUACGAAGCAUGCUAUAAUCUAUUAAACAUAAGUACACAAUGGUUUGGAUCGUUGUAUGCGAAUAAAUAAGAAAAUUUCCAAAGUGCAAUUUCGAGAACGCCCAUCACGACCGCACCAUUUGCUUGCGACGAAAAUAAUCGAUUGCAAUUUAGACGAUUCGGUUUUUCCACUUUUCAUAUAAGAAAGGGUAGCUUGUUACUAUAAGAAAAUAGAUCUUUGUUCUUUACAUCUGCUUACAUAACGUUGAAACCCUAGCCUGACAAUUUCCGAUGAAAGAUGAAUACCCUACGAAAACACAGAUCAAUUUUCGAAGCGAAUGUGUAGUAUAACAACUUAUUAUAUAAGUUGAAUAUUCUUUCAAAACACGGACUAAUUUUCAAGACGAAUGCCGCUGGACGAUAGAAGCAAUGUAUUACUUAUUAAUCGCGCAGAAGCAUAGCAAUAAAGUAUUUCCCUACAAAGUAAACCUCGCUAGAAUUUUCUUGUGCCCACUGAACGAUAGAUAAUUGAGCGAUUAUAGUAGAAUAAAAGAUAAACCGGAACAUAGAAAUACAAUUCGUGAGCAUGAAGGAAGAAAGAAAGGGUGCAUAUGCACGAUUACGCGGAAUUAUAUGUCGAUCUUUGUGUUGUGAGCAUGAGGGCGACGUUGAAUAAGGAUUUCGCUUACGCGAUAACUCCGAUGAAGAUCAUGUCGUGGCCUGUUGGUACCUGGCCUCUUCAAGACUACAAUAUUCUUUCCGCUAUGCGUGCCAUAUUCACGAUUUUUCUUGUGCUACUAAUGCUAAUGAUCGUGCAAUUGGAGAUGUAUUUGGACAGCAGCGACGCUGAGAAGAAUCUGGACGGUCUAGUACUUAUUACUUGCGGCAUUCUGGCAAUGUCAAAGAUCCUGCAGUUUCGUAUUCGCCCCGCUGGCCUUAUCUCAAAUUUUACCUCGGCGGUUAAAGAUUAUAACGAAUUGAAUGACCAAGAGAAACGAGUGAUAGUACGAAGACACGCUUAUAUGGGCAGAGUGGCAGGUAUCAGUGUGGUAUUUUUCGCAUAUUUCGGUUCAACUCUCUUCAUGACUCUGCCAAUGCUGGCUGCGGAGGAAGUGGAAGAUAUAGUUAACGUAACGGAAGAUAAUACUCCGGAAUACCCUAUACCUUCCGAAAAAGUGAUGGAACUUAUAAAAAUGCCGGAUAAUUUAUACUUCAUUGUUUUCAUCGUGGAGUACUUGAUGUUGUUAUUAACGAGCAAUGGAAAUCUAGGUAGCGAUUCGUUGUUCUUCGGUAUCAUUUUUCACCUGUGUGGUCAAGUGGAAGUUCUGAGACUAGAGUUCAGCAGACUGAGCAACGAGAACGAAAAAGCAAAGGAACAUUUCAACGUAUUAAGCAAGAGGCAUGUUUACUUACUGAACCUAGCUAAAAUGCUGGACGAUACGAUCAGCUCUAUCUUGGCUGUGCAAUUAUUCACGAGUUGUAUACUUAUUUGUACAACCGGACUACAGUUCAUUAUCGCUCUGAGUGUGGGAAACAUCGUCAUGGUGAUAAAAACGUUUAUAGUACUGAGCACUCUGUUAGUGCAAUUAUUUGCAUACAGCUACGUGGGCGAAUAUUUAAAGCGUCAAAUGGAAGGCAUCGGUGAUUCGGUAUAUUUCUGCAGCUGGUACGAUAUACCGAAAAGUGUGGCAAAAGAUAUUAUUUAUGUUAUUAUGAGAACUCAAGAUCCAGUUUACCUGAAGGCUGGAAGAUUCUUUAUUGUUAAUAUGGAAACGUACAUGAGUAUUAUGAAAACUUCUAUGUCGUAUCUUUCAGUUCUACGGGUAAUGAUAAAUGCUUGAGGACUUGUAUAAUAUAGAAAUCUAGGAAACCAUAUUAAUAUAAUAAAGCACAAUAAAGUAUUUAAUAUUA
Messenger RNA from Bombus terrestris (buff-tailed bumblebee), 2411 nucleotides. RefSeq names its product odorant receptor Or2. The transcript is spliced from 4 exons. NCBI's taxonomy places the organism in Eukaryota, Metazoa, Arthropoda, Insecta, Hymenoptera, Apidae. Bases 1112 to 2341 code for a protein of 409 amino acids. Gene Ontology annotation, biological process: detection of chemical stimulus involved in sensory perception of smell; sensory perception of smell. Gene Ontology annotation, cellular component: plasma membrane. The record is from RefSeq and is a predicted model, not a curated record. Gene Ontology annotation, molecular function: odorant binding; olfactory receptor activity.